Molecule: messenger RNA, 821 nt
Organism: Ectocarpus sp. CCAP 1310/34
Lineage: Eukaryota; Phaeophyceae; Ectocarpales; Ectocarpaceae
Source: the annotation of a GenBank genome assembly
AUGUCAGGUCGCAAAGAUGGGGGUGACUCCUCCAGCGACUCUGCGGCGGAAGACAGAAAGAGGUCAAGAGAAGAGCUCGUGGCCCUGAGGACGCAAGUUAGCUCGCUGACGGAUCAGAUGAGCCAGUUAAUGUCGCUAGUGGAAGAUACCAUGAAGGCAAGCAAGAAGGAGGAGCCAGCUGGCACCAUGGAGGGUGCCGCUGAUCGCGGCGAUGCUAGGGAGAGCGCCGCCGCGCAGUCCACGAACGCCGAAGGAGGGGCACCGUGGACCGGGAGUGCGCAGGACGGGAGGUACCUGCGCGAGUCUGUUCGAGAGUCUGGCUCGUCAGGGCGACACAGCGGCGAAGCAGGGGCUUUGUCCCCCAAGAGGUGAGAGUAGCCGCUGCUCACAACCAAGAUAAUAGUAGUGCCAUGGGAGAUGGUGGUGCUGCUGUUGGCUUUGGAUACGGAGUCACAACCCCAGUGACGGGGUACCAAAGUGUGCGGUACACUUCUCCUCCGUUCAGCGGGAAAUCGAAAGAUUCAACGGAUGACUGAAUGAUUUCCGCAUGGCAGCUAAUGGCGCACACCUGUUGGAACAAUUUGAAGAGAGCGGGAGCUUGGAGAUCCCCGUCAACAGCGGAAAGGCCAAGUUUUCGCUGUCACAGCAGUACCGGAGCGAGCAAGUAGAGCUCGCAUUCCACGCGUGGAACUUCCUGUGUCACGCGUUGAGAGAAAAGGGUCGGAAAACCAUGAAGAGGGCAGAGACGCCCCAGGGAGCUCUUCGUGAGCUCAAGACCAUACACGACCCUGAAUCAUCUGUACAGACGUCAGAGGACCUGA